Paramecium sonneborni is the source of this 1062-nucleotide messenger RNA. The record is from the annotation of a GenBank genome assembly. NCBI's taxonomy places the organism in Eukaryota, Ciliophora, Oligohymenophorea, Peniculida, Parameciidae.
UAGAAAAAUAACUCUAAAUGAAUUAUUUAAAAGAUUCGUAUACAUCAGACUCAGGGGACAUUGUUUUUGUAGCAACAAAAUCAGAAUUUGAUGCAUCAUAACAAAAAAUAGCUUACUUAGAAAAAGUUUUGAAAGUAUAUAAUAAUAUGAAAUAAUCAAAAAGGAAUUAGAAUCUAACAACUAAACAUUAAAGAAGAAUAAUAUAUAAAAAGAUAAAGAUUACUAAUUAUUAAUUGAAGAUCUUGAUAAACUUAGUAAUUUAUAUUAGUAUUCUAGGAAAAAUAAUUCAAGAAAAAUUUACAUAAAGAGAAACAUUUAAGCUUCAAAAAUAAUUUAAAAAUAUGGAAGAAAAAAUAUUAGAAUAGGAGAGAUAGAUUAAGUUAUUAAAUGAAUAAAAUAAGAUUCUUAGUGAUGAAAAUUUACAAUUAUAGAAUCUAAAAAAUGAUCUUUUAAAUAAAAAUUCUGAAAUUGCUGAAGAAAAAGAGAACUUUUUUGUAAAUUUAAUAUUUCUAUUAUAGAAAUCUUAUUGUUCUAACAAGAGUUAAUUAUAAGAAUUGGGUUAACAAAAAAUCAUAUAUGAAGAUGAAUUAAAUAAAUAUAAAAAAUAAAUUUAAAGAUUGGAAGAAGAAAAUGAAACACUUAAAUAAGAAAAAAGUAACAAAUUAUUAAAUAAUUUAAAAUAGUUGAGUAAGAACAAUAAAUACUGUAAUAGAGACGAUUGUCUUUUUAAUAUUAAAUAGAAGCUGAAAAGAAAUAAGAGAUAUUAAAGUAAAAUUAAUUAAUUAAAGACUAACCUAAUUAAGAUGAAUGUAAAAGAAAAAUAAAUUAAAGUUUAAUAAGUAAAAAAAGAAUUUUAUCAUUUUAGCAAUUCAAGAAGAAAUUAUUGGCAGAAUUUAGACUAUAGAAAAAGAAUUGAAAAAUAAUUAAAAUAAAAAAACCUUAGAGAGAGAGGGAAUAGUUCGAAUUUUAAACCAAUACUUUAAUUUUUAUUUAAGAUUACCAUUAGAAAAACAUGAUAUUACAUUUAAACAUGACUUUAGAGAUAAUUAAAUUGCUGAUUGA